AUGGCUGUGGUCAUCCGUUUGCAAGGUCUCCCAAUUGUGGCAGGGACCGUGGACAUUCGCCACCUCUUCUCUGGAUUGACCAUCCCUGAUGGGGGUGUGCAUAUUGUGGGGGGUGAACUGGGUGAGGCUUUCAUCAUUUUUGCCACUGAUGAAGAUGCAAGGCUUGGUAUGAUGCACACAGGUGGUACAAGUAAAGGGUCAAAAGGAACACUAUUGUGGAGUAAAGCGGAAAUGCAGAAUAUGAUUGAACUGAGUCGUAGGCGUUUUGAAACUGCCAACUUAGAUAUACCACCAGCAAAUCCUAGUAGAUCAGGACGGCCACCUAGUUCAGGAAUGAGUGGCAGGGUAAACUUGCCUACAACAGUACCCAACUUUAAUAAUCCUUCGCCAGUUACUGCCACCACUUCUGCUCAUGAAAGCAACAAAAGUAUACAGACAUUUUCCACAGCCAGCAUAGGAACGGCUCCUCCAAAUAUGGGGGCUUCCUUUGGGAGCCCAGCAUUUAGUUCAACCGUUCCAAGCACAGCCUCCCCAAUGAACACAGUCCCACCACCACCAAUUCCUCCAAUCCCAGCGAUGCCAUCUUUGCCACCAAUGCCGUCCAUUCCCCAAAUACCACUUCCUCCUCCAGUACCUGCAUUACCUCCCAUGCCUCCUGUGCCUCCAAUUCCCCCAGUCCCUUCUGUGCCACCCAUGACCCCAUUGCCACCCAUGUCUGGCAUGCCGCCACCUGUGGCACCUCUACCUGCUGGAAUGAAUGGCUCUGGAACACCUGUGAAUCUGAACAAUAACCUGAACCCUAUGUUUCUGGGUCCAUUGAAUCCUGUUAAUCCUAUCCAGGUGAACUCUCAAAGCAGUGUAAAGCCACUUCCCAUCAACCCUGAUGAUCUGUAUGUCAGUGUACAUGGAAUGCCCUUUUCUGCAAUGGAAAAUAAUAUUAGAGAUUUUUUCCAUGGGCUUCGUGUUGAUGGAGUGCAUUUGUUGAAAGAUCAUGUAGGUCGAAAUAAUGGGAAUGGAUUGGUUAAGUUUCUUUCCCCUCAAGAUACCUUUGAAGCUUUGAAAAGAAACAGAAUGCUAAUGAUUCAACGCUAUGUGGAAAUUAGCCCUUUCACAAAGAGACUGUGGGUAGCUGUUGGACACCAUAUCACUUUUAAGCAAAGUAUGGGACCUUCUGGACAAACCCAUCCCCCUCCUCAGACUCUUCCUGGGUCAAAGUCGCCCAGUGGGCAGAAAAGGUCAAGGUCAAGAUCACCACAUGAGGCUGGUUUUUGUGUUUACUUGAAAGGGCUACCAUUUGAAGGAAACAAAUAUGUUAUUGAUUUUUUUUAAAAGUUGGAUAUUGUGGAAGAUAGUAUUUAUAUAGCUUAUGGACCCAAUGGGAAAGCAUCUGGUGAAGGCUUCAUAGAAUUCAGGAAUGAGCUUGACUAUAAGGCUGCUCUGCGUCGUCAUAAGCAAUACACAGGCAAUCGGUUUAUUCAAGUUCAUCCAAUUACUAAAAAAGGUAUGCUAGAAAAGAUAGAUGUGAUUUGUAAAAGACUGCAGAACUUCAGCUACGACCAGAGGGAAAUGAUGUUAAAUCCAGAGGGGGAUGUCAACUAUGCCAAAGUCUGUACCCACAUAACCAAUAUUCCAUUCAGCAUUAUCAAGAUGGAUGUUCUUCAGUUCUUAGAAGGAAUCCCAGUGGAUGAAAAUGCUGUACAUGUUCUUGUUGAUAACAGUGGGCAAGGUCUAGAACAGGCAGUGGUUCUUAAAAAAGAAGAUGAUGCACGUAAGUCUGAACGCUUACACCAUAAAAAACUUAAUGGGAGAGAAGCUUUUGUUCAUGUAGUUACACUAGAAGAUAUGAGAGAGAUCGAGAAAAAUCCCCCUGCCCAAGGAAAAAAGGGGUUAAAGAUGUUUCUGCCAGGUAAUCCUGCAGUACCGGGAAUGCCUGGCCUGGGAAUGCCCGGUGCGGGAAUGCCCAGUGCAGGAGGUAAAGAGCAUGCCUUCCCUACUGUAGGAUCAAAGGAGGCCAACAAUGGGCCUCCAUUUAACUUUCCUGGUAAUUUUGGUGUGUCAAAUGCCUUUGUGCCAUCCCUCCUUCCUCCAGGAUUAGGAGGGGCCUUUGGUGAUGGUAGGCCUGGUAUGCCUUCAGUUGGAAACAGUGGUUUGCCUGGUCUAGGACUGGAUGUUCCAGCUUUCGGAGGUGGACCAAAUAAUUUAAGUGGGCCAUCAGGACAUGGAGGGGGCCCUCGGAAUUUUGGAAAUGGCCCUGGUAGCUUAGGUGGCACCCCUGGGUUUGGAAGUGGCCCUCCUGGUCUUGGAAGUGCCCUGGGGCAUUUGAGUGGGCUGCCAGCCUUUGGGCCUGGGCCUAGACCUGGGCCUGGGCUAGUCCAUAUUGGUGGUCCCCCUGGCUUUGGAUCUAGUUCUGGAAAACCAGGAUCAACAAUAAUUAAAGUGCAGAACAUGCCCUUUACUGUGUCUAUUGAUGAGAUUUUAGAUUUCUUUUAUGGCUAUCAAGUAAUUCCAGGCUCGGUGUGUUUAAAAUACAAUGAAAAAGGUAUGCCUACAGGCAAAACCAUGGUGGCCUUUGAAUCUCAGGAUGAAGCCACAGCUGCUGUCAUUGACUUAAAUGACAGGCCUAAAGGCUCAAGAAAAGUAAAACUUGUAUUAGGGUAG
This is a messenger RNA of Galeopterus variegatus (Sunda flying lemur), 2658 nucleotides long. RefSeq names its product RNA-binding protein 12-like. Gene Ontology annotation, molecular function: RNA binding. The record is from RefSeq and is a predicted model, not a curated record. Gene Ontology annotation, biological process: regulation of RNA splicing. Gene Ontology annotation, cellular component: nucleoplasm; ribonucleoprotein complex. NCBI's taxonomy places the organism in Eukaryota, Metazoa, Chordata, Mammalia, Dermoptera, Cynocephalidae.